AUGACCGUGCUGUUCCUUUUACUUCUUCUGGGGUUGGUGGUACCCCUAUCGAUGAGCACAAACCAGUAUAGCAUCAAACACACAGGAGAGUUAGUGCUAACAAAUCAGAUGAACAGUUUAGUGAACGUAAGAGUGGUCCCAAAUGAAAAAACAUUUAAUUUAGAAGUAAAUAAGGUGAUAAAUUUCCCAGUGCAUUGUAUCCCCCAUAGUGCAGUGGACUACAAUGUAGAAAGGAAGAAAAAACCAAUUUAUUUUGUCAAACAUGAAUUCAAGAAUUCGAUACAUCUAUACAAAAACAAUGUGAAUAUCAUGGCGUUAAAUUUUCCGGACAGGUUCUACAUAGUUGGCAUAGCUGCAAAUAAUGGGUUCAUGCUAAUGGUGACCGAUGUAGACAUUUACAAAAUCGAUUUGAAGAAGAAGAACAUAUCCCCCUUAAAUGUGAUCGCACAUAAACAUGGCAACAUAAUGAAAAAUAAAGAAAUGUUCUUCACAGGUGUUAUUGCUGACUCACUGGAGAAUCACUUCUUCGUCAUCUGUGCAAUUAAGCAGAACUAUUAUAUCCUCCAUAUGAAGUACAACGAGCAGAAUGAUUCCAUAGAGCUUAUUAACGUAAUCGACACAGUUAAUGGGAAGCAUAUAAGAGUGCUGAACGGAUUAGCCGUCGUGGAUGAUCGUCUGUUCAUCACAGAGAACGCAGAGAAUAUCUUCAGAUUGACACUAAACAGGGAUAAGAACUCUGUACAAGCUAAGAAGUUGCAUACCUUUUCGAAUGGAGACAAGAUAAUCGGUCUGAGUGUUAAUGUGAUGCCUGAUCAGGAAGAUACAAACAGCACGAAGGAUUACCUCAUUGUGAAUGUAAAACAUGUGACGAAUGAUAAACCGUCAUCAGAAGGGAAACUUUACCUUAUGAGCAUAAAGAAGGACGAUUCGGUUGAUCUCUACACUGUUUUGGACCUUUAUAGCAAAGAUUUAAAUUCCCUAUAUUUCACCAUUUAUGAUGCUCAUCUGGUAAGUGAGGAAGAUGAAUACGAAAAGGGGACUCUCGCAAAGGAAAUUAACUAUAAGAAAGCGAAAUUCUUAAAUUUGGAUAGUGCCACUAUGUGUUAUGCUACCACUGAUAGUGAAGCGGAGAAGGCGGAGAAGAAACGAAGAGAAGAGGACGCCAAGUAUAGGCUAACAAUCUUGUGGACGAAUAACUACAACUGUACUGUUAACAAAGGAAUAAUCGAUUUGAGGAAUGUAAAAGAAGGCACCGCGAAGGAGGUUAAAAUGCCAUUUGUCAGUGUUACAAACCAGUACGCAUUCGCUCCCCAUGUUACUUCGGUAAGUAGUUGCUCGGGAAAGGAAAAGCUCUUUAAGGACAUGUGUUACUACGAUGCAGUGAAUAACUACGUUAGUGUCCUCAACAAAUCAGACGAAUACAAUGAACAUUACGCGGCCAACUUCCUCUUUGAUGGGCUCAAAGAUUUUAUCGCAUUCGAUUAUAAAUCUCAUAUGGAUGUCCACGUCUUGACUUACCCCCUCAAUAACACCGUCUACGUGCAUGUGGAAAAAACGAACCUGAUUAUAAACCUUCCAAAGCCUUUCGGAUUAUCCAUAGAUAUCUACAACAGUACGGAGAAUAACGUCAUUGUAUACAUUACAGGAAAUGAUGAUGCGCAGAAUUACGUGAAUAGGUGUGUUAUUAAGAAAGAGGAGGAGUCCUAUGAGUGCUACAAUGUGUACAGAAAAAAGAACGAGUCCAAUGAGUACUUCCAACACAUAUCAUUUAUAACGUUUGAGGAGAGUAGCGGUAACAGACACAGCUAUAUCUACGUGACGAAUAAUAAGACACAUAUUUAUAAACUGACAAAGCAGAAUGAGACGUGGGUAUUUGAAGAAUGGCUCAACUUGGAUGAUCCAAAGCAGCGGAUUGGUCCAAUAACAACCUCUGUGAAUUAUUUUUUUGCUAAGAAGAACGUCCUUGAUAACUUCUUGCGCAAGUAUCCUCAGUCGAAGCUGUUCGCCAAAUUCCAAAAUCUCAAGGAGGACGAUUUGCACACCACGGAGGACGGCUACAUUUUCCUCACCACGUUCUACACGAUCAUCUUCGUGUCUAAUAAUGAUUCGUACGGCCAGGACAGUGGUUCCAGCAUCCACUUUUACACGUCCAUACAGAAGGAGAAGUACUACCAAUCCUUCGCUGUGGACAGCAUCGUCUUCAACAUAGAAAACAGCUCCAAGUUCACUUACUACCUGGAUGAGUGA
Plasmodium inui San Antonio 1 is the source of this 2247-nucleotide messenger RNA. RefSeq lists its product as hypothetical. NCBI's taxonomy places the organism in Eukaryota, Apicomplexa, Aconoidasida, Haemosporida, Plasmodiidae. Bases 1 to 2247 code for a protein of 748 amino acids. The record is from RefSeq and is a predicted model, not a curated record. The transcript has a single exon.